Molecule: messenger RNA, 231 nt
Organism: Gongylonema pulchrum
Lineage: Eukaryota; Metazoa; Nematoda; Chromadorea; Rhabditida; Gongylonematidae
Source: the annotation of a GenBank genome assembly
UUGUAUGGCUGUUAUGAAAAUCUUGUGGGUGGACAGCUGGCGGAAGCACUGCAAGACGUAUCAGGUGGUGUGGCUGAAACCAUCAGUGUCCAGAAGCAGCUGGAAAACGACCCAACCGAUUCGACGGGGAAACUAUUUCACACAAUCAAAGGGGCAUUCGAUCAAAAAGCUCUCAUCGUCGCCGCAAUCGCUGUACGCUCAAUGUAUGAUGAUGAUUAUAAUACUAGCUGA